Messenger RNA from Pecten maximus, 2083 nucleotides. RefSeq names its product putative alkyl/aryl-sulfatase YjcS. Gene Ontology annotation, biological process: dodecyl sulfate metabolic process. Lineage: Eukaryota; Metazoa; Mollusca; Bivalvia; Pectinida; Pectinidae. The transcript is spliced from 5 exons. The coding region runs from base 33 to 1877 and encodes 614 amino acids. The record is from RefSeq and is a predicted model, not a curated record. Gene Ontology annotation, molecular function: protein dimerization activity; linear primary-alkylsulfatase activity.
AGGUAGUUUAACAUGCAUAUAUAUGUAAGUUAAUGCUGCUGAACUCAUCAUAUCUAAAGGAACUUUCGCUUAGCAACUACUUGAAGAUGCACGUGCUGGAGCUGAUUUUGAUCACUGUUACCCUAUGUGCCGGUUAUAUACAAGGCCAAUAUGCAGGGGCAGCAGGACUUAGAGGAAGCUACCAAGGAAGAGCUGGGAAUUACCAAGGUGGAAUGGGAUAUUUGAGAUCUGGGGGUGGUUAUCCUGGGUCAUGGAGUGACUAUUCUGGCCAGAUACCGAGAAUUCGGCGGGCAGUUGUUGGCGAUACCAGAAAAAUUGAAAAGGUAAAUGACAAUGUGUAUGUGGCUACAGGUGGUCAAUCCCUGGGGAACUCCAUCAUGGUUAUCGCGCCUGAUGGUUUGAUAAUUGUGGACACUGCCGACAGUCAUCAAGCGGCCAGUCUGAUGCUUGAGGACUUCCGGAACAUCACAUCAGCCCCAAUCAAGGCCAUCAUCUACACACAUCACCACAUGGAUCACACUGGAGGUGCAACUGCAUUUGUUGAGAACUCCACCUCGCCACCUGACAUUUGGGCCUACAAGGACCUUCCCAAAGAUUUAGAGGACUACUUCGCGUAUGCUUCCUCUGCAAGAUAUGCCAGGUCUAUGCGUCAAUUUGGAGUGUUCCUCAAUGGCAGCAAGAACUCGGUUGAUUUUGGCAAGGAAGGGGCUACAUUCGGAUUCAUCUAUCCCAAUAAAUUCCUGAAUGACACGGAAAUGGACGUUGUGAUUGCAGGACUGAAGGUUCGUUUGGUGAGAAUCGUCGGCGAAACCAAUGAUCACAUGGGUGUGUACAUCCCAGAAUGGAAUAUGUUUAUGAGCGGCGAUACAUACUACGAGGCCUUCCCCAACAUCUAUACGAUCCGAGGGGCCAAGGUGCGGGACACUAAGGCUUGGUACCAGUCCCUAGACUACAUCAUUGACCUGAACUUGACCUACCUAGUACCAAGUCACUUGUCCCCUAUCAUAGGACAACAAACUAUCCUGGACACCCUAAUACCUCACCGCGAUGGCAUUCAAUACAUUCAUGACCAGGCCCUUCGCUACAUCAACAAAGGACUCGCCCCAGACGAGGUCGUCCGUAAGGUGAAACUUCCUCCAUCUUUAGUCAAUGUUUCUUCUUUAUAUGAAGAGUAUGGUAUGGUCGGAUGGUCUGUUAAAGGAGUCUUCCAGAUGUAUCUAGGUUGGUUUAGUGGCGACCCUAUGGACCUCUUCCCACUCACAGUUAACGAAAAGGCACAACACAUGGCUGAUCUGGCAGGCGGUGCAAACAAUCUCGUAACAGCAGCACGGUCAGCACAAGACCAGGGAAAUUCACAGUGGGCGCUAGAACUAGCAUCAUAUGCCCUUGCUCUUAACGGUAGUGACGAGAUGGCCAAGAUGGUGAAAGUUGACAGUCUGAACGCCAUUGCCGACCAGCAAAUCAACACGAACGCUAAAAACUAUUUAAGAACCGCUGCCCUUGAAACGACGGGACAACUCGACUUUUCCGAUCAGGCGACUGUAACCGCCGACCAUAUAAAAACAUUUGGUAUCGAACACUUAUUUGACAUGUUGCCUACAGCAUUCAUGCCAGAAGUCUGCGAGAAUGACACCUUUACAAUACUACUGAACUUCACAGACACGGGCAAAACCUUCUCUCUCCAAAACCGCAACUCUGUUUUGGUUGUUAGAAAAGACAAAAUUCCCGAAAAUUAUUCUCUCGGGAUGGACACCACAGAAGAAAAAUUCAAAAACUUUGUAAUGACGAGGAUCACACAACGUCAGAAAACAGAGGUUCUAUUCAGUAGUUAUGGAUUCCGAUUCCUUAGAAAGUGUUUUGAAUUUGGAAAGAUGUGAUACGAUAUGAUUUUAAAAUUCAUCCAGCAUCUAUUUAAUUAGUCCUCAUAUAUAUCAUAUCUUAGUACGAGUGUGCAUUUCAUUAUCAUGAAUUAACACACUUUCUGUAUCACGUAGGUAAUAGGUAUAUCAAAGCGAGUGUAUUGUACUCCUGGUCAUAUUAACAUAUAUAGUCUUAAUAAUAAAUGUUUGCAAUAUCAAUAUAA